AUGAUAAAUGCAGAAUUUUCAAAUAAAAAUUUAACUAUUAUACGAGCCCGGGCAACCGACAAAACGAUGGAGUCACCGAGAAAAUUUAAUGAUUGCUAUUUCUAUUAUUAUUCCACAUGCACUAAGGGGGAUAAUUGUGUUUUUCGUCAUGAACCAUCAGCCCUUGGAUGUGAAACAAUGUGCUCUGCUUGGCAACAAGGAAAAUGUCUGGAUAAAUGUUGUAAACUGCGCCAUAUGGAACUUAGGAAAAACCGUAAGCAAAUCCCUUGUUACUGGGAGAAUCAGCCAGGAGGCUGUCGUAAGAAGCACUGCCCUUUCAUGCAUAAAAAUCCUGAUGCUCGCACUGAUGGCAUUGCUCCUAGUCAACCAACACCUGUUGUUAGUGCUCAAGCCACCGUGCCAGAAGACACAGGAGCAAUGAACCCUGCAGUGCCAGUGCCAGCAGUGCCUGCUCCUGCCCCCGCACCCGUGCCGCUGCUGUGGCAACAGCAGAGACAACAAGUAGUCUUGGACUCGGCCAUCCUCGGCGUGCUGCCCACCAACGAGCUGCUGCCGCGGCGCGUGGUGACGCACGCGCACGCACACCCGCACGCGCACCCGCACGCGCACGCGCACGCACACGCGCACGCGCACGCCCACGAGCCCUACGCGCCGCUGCCUGUCGACCCGCUGGUCGUCAACUUCGAGGAAGAGUCCGAUAACGAAAGUGCUCCGUCCUCUACGCCCACUAAGAACGUGUCCCCCGACGAGCAAGCCAAGCUCGACGCCAAGUCGCAGGAACUAGUGCUGCUCGAGAAGAUACAGGCUGAGGCUGCCGCCUUCUACAGCUACGACAACCUCCCACAGGAACCGCCGAAGGAACGCAAAGUACUACGCACAAACCUCACUGCCAAGUACGAUAAGUUAUCCCUCGAUGAAAUAGCAGGUAAGAAACAGUCUGCAGAGAUAAGGAGCUCGUUAGACUUUAAAGUUCUAUCGUUAGAUGAAAUUAGAGCAAGGAAAAAGAUUUCGGAAACAAUUAUCCAAACAACGCCCAUUACACUUAAUUUGAAUAGAAAAAGAAAAUUGUCAACGCACGAAACUUUAACUACUUCAGGGAAUAAAAUUAUCAAAGUGGUUAGGAGUAAUUCUAUAGUGUACAAAAAACUUGAUAAGAAUGCGCCUGCGCAGAAUAAUCAGGCUAAAACUGAACCGAAGCGUAGCGAAGAUGUGAGUAGAAAGCGAACUUUAUCUGAACAAAGUGAUAUAUAUGAUAUACACGAGGACGAGCUUGUAGACAAUUGUUAUGAAUUUAAAAGAAUUAAGAUCGCCGAAAUACCUAAACCUAGAUUAGUUAGAAACAGAAGUGGUACUAAAUCAAUAAGUGAAAGUAAAGACGAUGAAAACAUCAACAAAAAUGAUAACGACUCAGAUACCGAAGUGCAAUUUGUUAGUAUAGAAUUAGAGUCUAGUAUUUCUAAAACUGAUGACGAUAUAAUAGAUCUAGAAUCGACAAAAAUGGGCGAUCCUGUAGAUAUAGUGGAUCUGUGCGAGGACCAAGACGAAAUUACCGUGUCUGAUCUAGACUUAGAUUUAGUUAAAAACGUCCCGGACGUUGUCGCCAGCUGCCAGAAAAACAAUAAAAAUGAUAAAGAUCUGCUCAAUGACAUAGAUGCCUUUUUAAAUGAAGAGUUA
Brenthis ino (lesser marbled fritillary) is the source of this 1674-nucleotide messenger RNA. NCBI's taxonomy places the organism in Eukaryota, Metazoa, Arthropoda, Insecta, Lepidoptera, Nymphalidae. The record is from the annotation of a GenBank genome assembly.